Molecule: messenger RNA, 4055 nt
Organism: Pomacea canaliculata
Lineage: Eukaryota; Metazoa; Mollusca; Gastropoda; Architaenioglossa; Ampullariidae
Product: von Willebrand factor D and EGF domain-containing protein-like
Exons: 23
Coding region: 200-2701 (833 amino acids)
Source: RefSeq, a predicted model, not a curated record
GAAGAAGAAAACGGCUCGAGCGGUUGGUGCUGAUGACCUUUGUGGUCCUUCACAAUGAUGCUACACAGGCAACUGAUGAUCCUUGUCUUUCUGGAAACCACAAAAACCUGACAGACGUUCGUCGCAGUGUCUCCUAUCAGACGGCCUACCCAGAAUCUCCUCUGUGUGACUAUGAUCUCAUCGCGGCUGGUACCGCUUUAUGGUCGACGCUGACAGUAAAAUGCCAGAAACAUGUCCUAAAGCUUCAUAUUGUGGAACAACUGUUCCAAUAUGGAUGAGAGGUACUCACCCCUCCACUAAUGACGGAAUCCAAACCAGGCAAGCAUGUGCCAAUUUCCAAAAUGGGGGCGCUUCCUACAUCGAGUGUUGUGGGCAGACAAUGGACAUCAGGGUCAAGAACUGUGGCAAAUUUUUCGUCUAUUAUCUGUACUCCGUACCAGCCUGCCCCAUGGCGUACUGUGCAGGGAAGGACGCACCAUGUCCCGCUGGGACGUGGUCUCCCACAGGUUUUCCACCUGGCUGUAAAGAGUUCUAUCCACAGCUGACUGACCCUCCGAGAUUACGAGGACCUGUGAUAGAGCGAAACACCUUCUACUUCACCUGUGACCUGAACUUUAGCGGCAACGACCUGGAUCAAGCCUUUGAGUUCGUCUGGCUGUUUAAUGGCCUGGAGGACCCUAAAGUGACGCCAGAAGUCGUCAGUGAGCCAGGGCGAUCUGCGAGACUGGAUGGGGCUAAACUGGCGGGUCUCCUCAACAAGAACAUUGGCUGCAAGGUGCGCGGGUUUUUCAAGCGAACCACCAUAAAAGCAGGAUUUUGGCUGGAGAGUCCGAGAACCUACUGGGCCGGAAUUCAAACAGAACCAUCAUCGAUUACUACAAUGACUAACGAGGACAGAAAAAACGUCAUGGUUAAGUCAACAGUUCCUGUCCUGUGCGACUCAAGAUUUGGCGCAGAUGAAUUUUGUUGUCUUCGAAUUUCUAUUUCAGAAGGUGGUCCUGAUACAGCCCCAUACCCAAUAGUAUGGAGUUGCAGGUACUUAAUAUGCAUGUCAGCCUGGAACACUACACUUCAGGAAGUAUCAGUCACAUUCCCAGUCAUAGUCCCCAAGACCGCGAUGCAAGAUGGCAACAAGGACUUGCUGGUCUCCUUCGCGAGUCUUCGUGUCGCAGAACCUUCGCCAUAUCAACAAAUAUUCCAAGGUCUUAAGAUCCCGUCGGUACACGUAAGAACUGAAACAAGGAAUUCAAAGCUGUGCAGCAUCUCAGAACAGCACAUUACAGGACUGGAAGACAAAAGAUUAUUCAGUUUUUAUAAACCUGGUGACUAUACAGCUUAUGAAAAUAUCGGGAGACAUUUUGAGGUUCAGAUUCAGACGUGGCCUUGCUACAGAGAGCGUGCUGACAGGGCGGUAACCUGUGUCUGUGGAGUUGCGGUUCGUGAGAAGGACGAUCUGAUCAGGAUCAAUGGCUGCAAUCAUUUCUUCUACGGCCCAAGCGUUGGAUCACCAGAAAUCACCGUGCCCAGGCGUUUGAGAGAAGGCACGAGAAUUACGCAAGCUAGGGAUGGAUCUCAAAUCUCGCUAUAUUUUCCUUCUAGCUCCCAGAUUACCAUCAACACAUCAAGCGGCCAUCUUAGUCUAAAUAUAUCUGUUCCUGGCACAGACUACAUGGAUGGCAGAGGUUUAUGCGGAACGUUUGACAACAACCCAACCAACGAACUGACCCAUCGGUCUGGUUUCGUGGACAAGAUGCCUAGCGAUGGGGUUCCGGAAAGUUUCACGGAAUCCUGGAAGAACGAUGACAGGUCAAGCCUUUUCCAGAGUUUGCCUCAGUCUCUAGGAGAUUCAUACGCUCCUGACUAUUGUUGGUGCAGUGAGGAUGACUUCACUGUGAAUUGUAACUACCGAAGGACUGAUGGAGAUUAUUACACGAUUCUGAGAGGGUUUAGUGGGACUUCAUGGGACAUCCCGCUCUCUGGAACUGACACCUACCCACAGCUGACUGACCCUCCAAGCCUUCGUGGACCUGUGAUAGAGCGAAACACCUUCUACUUCACCUGUGACCUGACCUUUAGCGGCAACGACACGGAUCAAGUCUUUGAGUUCGUCUGGCUGUUUAAUGGCCUGGAGGACCCUAAAGUGCCGCCAGAAAUUGUUCCGUUCACCGUCAGGUCUGCUAGACUGGAGGGCGCCAAACUGACAGGCCUCCUAAAUAAAAACAUUGGUUGCAAGGUGCGUGGAUUCUUCAAUCGAACUGCUGACAUAAGAGGACCGUGGCUGCAGAGCACGACAACCUAUUGGGCUGGAAUUCGAGCAGAACCUUCAUCCAUUACUAUACGCGCCGAAGAAGACAGAAAAGACUUGACGAUCAAGUCUACUCUUCCUAUCGUAUGCGACUCUCCAUCAACACCAGAUUAUUUGUGCUGUCUUUUGAUUGAUAUUUCAGUUGAUGGGCCGUUUGGAAACCGCCUGGUGCUAUCAAACACUUGCAAGUACAAACUGUGCACAUCGAGCUGGAGCAGCACUCGCCAGGAAGCAACAGUAACAGUCUCAGUCGUGGCAAGGAUGACCACGAUACAGGAUGGCACCAAAACCUUGUUGCUCUCCUUCCCAAGUCUGGUCGUCACAGAAGCUAACCCGUAUCUACAAAUAUACCAGGGUCUUAAGAUCAACUCGGUACAGGAUUUUUCACCUGUAUAGAGUUGGUGACUAUACUGCUUACGAAAACAUCCAAAGGGACUUUGAGGUUCAGAUUCGGACGUGGCCUUGCUUCAGAGAGCGUACUGACAGGGCGGUAACCUGUAUCUGUGGAGUUGCGGUUCGUGAGAAGGACGAUCUGAUCAGGAUCAAUGGCUGCGAUCAUGGCUUCUACGGCCAAAGCGUUGGGUCACCAGAAAUCACCGUGCCCAGGCCUUUGAGAGAAGGCACGAGAAUUCUUCAAGCUACGGAUGGAUCGAUGAUAAUAAUAUAUUUUCUGUCCAGUUCAGAGAUUAAAGUUACGGCAUCAUCAAUCUUUGGUGGACAUCUUAAUCUCGAGAUAUCUGUUCCUGGCACGGACUACCUCAAAGGUAAAGGUCUGUGCGGAACGUUUGACAACAACCCCAACAACGAACUGACCCAUCGCGAUGGUUUCGUGGACAUAAUGCCCGCAGACUCAGUGCCGGAGAGUUUUACAGAGUCUUGGAAUGAAUGCGCGUCCACUGGAGGAGGUCAAGAAGAAGACAGGCGCUGAUGUACACUUUGACCCCAACCCGUCACCUGUACCAGGUAUGAAGAUUGUCAUCAUUCGUGGUGUCCCAUCAGAGAUCGAGGCGGUCGUCAGGCUCAUCAGGCAGAUGACUGGUAGUCAGGCAACACUCGCAGAAGAAGUUCAGACAUUCUGGCUCCAGUGGGUUGAGGCCGCGUACCCUGACCUCGAGUCUCGCGCCUACUUCCUGCCUCCUGUCUACUUCAACCGCGUGCCGAUGACCACAGAGACAGUUGCUGGUCAGGAUGUACAGGUACUACCAUCACAACAGACAGUUGCUGGUCAGGAUUUUCAGGUAAAAUUGCCAGCACUAGAAGACACAGUAAGGUUGAAUUUUCUUAAAGAAAAGCUUCGACGUGAAAGGACUGCUGCGGCUUUCACUUCUCCAUCUGCUGCUGUUCAGGACAGUGACUUGAGAUAUGAUGCGGCCAUGAGGCGAGUUCUCUUCUGUCUUCAGAACUGGUCAGAAGAGACAGGAGAAGUGUUAGUUGGAAUCACACGACUCCGCUUCGGACAAUAUCUGACUGAACCUGGUUUUACUAUGGCGGCUUCCCAGUUACCCCGAGCCUCCAGCCUGCCUCCUGACUUGCCACAGAACUGGAAACAAGGAAACUUCGAUGUGCUUCUUAUUCACCGACAUUACGGUCUUGUCGUCUGCAAUGUGAUGUCGUUCGGUGACAUGACAAACGACCUUAAAAUGUCACAGGAGGAUAUUGUCAAGAUCAGAAAGAAGCUGAGAGACGCCGUGUCACAGCUGGACAAGGCGGAGGCCAUGUUGUCUCACCUGGUGUCCGACAUCGCUCCCGG